Messenger RNA from Entrophospora sp. SA101, 522 nucleotides. NCBI's taxonomy places the organism in Eukaryota, Fungi, Glomeromycota, Glomeromycetes, Entrophosporales, Entrophosporaceae. The record is from the annotation of a GenBank genome assembly.
AUGACUGCAGUACUUAGAAGUAUCGAAUACCUGGAAUUUACAGUGCCUGACAAGUGCAAUACUCAUGUUUACUUUAAGAAAGUUGAAGCCAAAUUUUUGGCAGUUGAAACAUUAUUUAACAUUAAAAAAAUUCCAUCUUCUAUAACUUCAUUUUGCAAAUAUUUGCUUGGUACUUGUGAAACCUUUGAAGGUUCCACCAUAAGACUACUUGAUUCAACAAUAUUCUUGGAACAUAAAUUUUCAGAAUUCUUACAAAACAUAUCAGGAGUGAAAGAUAAUGAAGAAAUUUUGCCUAAAAUAUCAAAUGAAAAACAAACAAUGGAGGACAAUGAAGAAGCUUUGUCUAACAAAAACAAAUUCGACAUGAUGAACAUAAAAGAUUGGAUAAUAGAUGAGGCAAAGUUGUCUAAUAGUAAUUUAUUUCUUAGUCUAGUGAAAACAGUUCGACAUCUACCUAUCGAUUUGGAAGUGUCAUUAGGGUGUGGUCUGGGUAGAGCGGUUAAUAAUGAGUUGGUAAAAUGA